Messenger RNA from Orbicella faveolata, 1443 nucleotides. RefSeq names its product tachykinin-like peptides receptor 86C. The record is from RefSeq and is a predicted model, not a curated record. Gene Ontology annotation, molecular function: G protein-coupled receptor activity. Gene Ontology annotation, biological process: G protein-coupled receptor signaling pathway. Gene Ontology annotation, cellular component: membrane. Lineage: Eukaryota; Metazoa; Cnidaria; Anthozoa; Scleractinia; Merulinidae.
UUCCAUCUGUCACUGGAAAUUUCCGGAAAUUUAAACCGGAAUUUUUUAUCGAUUGGAAAGUGCCCCUUGUGUCAUGCUUUUAGAAAAAGCUAAUUAGCCAAUCAGGACGCACGGAGAAUCCAAUCUAAGUUUCAAUAUGAGGAUGAAAGAAGGAAAGCUUUUAAAACCAGCAGAAUUGCAUUUCAUUUCUAAACAAACAGUGUUAACACAUCUCUUAAUUCACUUAGAGUUGUGCUUCGAAAGAGUUAGCACCGCGAGUACGGUUCAGUUUGAAAAGUAAAGCCUUACAUUAUGUUACUAGCAUCUAAUUCGACGAUUUCUGUUAUUCGCAACGAAACUGCUCCGGGCCAAGACAACUGGUCCUGUAUCUUUGUUAACUCGAUUGGUGAGAGAAUUUCCAAACUUUGUGUGUACUGUGUUGUUCUACUUGGCAGUUUUUUCGGGAACAUCUUCAUAAUUCUCAUCGUCUACAAGCAUCGAGAUUUACGAAAAACAAUCAACUAUUUGAUCGUGAACAUGACCUUAUCUGAUUUAGUUUUUCCACUGAUUUUACUUCCUCUUAAAAUAACUGAAGUGGUGACGGACUCUUGGCAUUGGCGCGUUAGUGGAAUCCUAGGAUCUAUUUUGUGCAAGUUGUCUUAUUUUGCAAGUUCAGUGUCACUUUUUGUUUCUACUCAAAGCUUGGUGUGGAUAGCAAUUGACAGAUUUGUCGCUGUGGUUUUUCCAAUGAAACUUGGACUUAUUUCAACCAAGAUUCGCACGAUAGCUAUCAUUUCGACUUGGAUAUUUGCAGGAGUGUUAAACAUUCCAUGGCUAUUAACAUCGAAACUUUUAGAACGUGGUAAUAUGAGGUUUUGUGUUGUAAUAUACCCAGAGGAGGUUUUUCCAAACCAGGAGGCUAUCGCUGCAUAUACUUGGCUUCAUGUGACCUUUGUAUCUAUCGCACCGUUAUUUGUGAUAACCGUUUUAUAUUCUGCGAUAGCAAUUUCCUUGAAAAGACAGAAUAGGGCCCUCUCGGACUCCGCACCAAGUCUGCAAAGGCAUUCUCUAAAGAAACGAAGACAAGCUAUUCAAAUGGCGGUUGUCAUUGUAGUGUUUUUUUACAUUGUUGCCAUUCCUCAAACGUUGGUAUAUUUUACGUCCCAACUGGGACGUUCGUGGCCUUGUGCUUUCCUGAGGCCAUCUAUUUACUUUAUUGCGAAUUUUGCAUUGUGUUCGUCUUCUGUUGUCAAUCCAAUAAUCUGUCUGUCAUUUGUUGGAAGUUACCGUCGUGGAUUAAGAAACAUUUUGUGUUCCUGUUGUAGAAAACGGAACAAUAAGGUGACAAGAUGCGAGCAAAUAACUCUAAGGAGAAUAAAACAUAUUCCUGAUGGAAACUGUGGGUGACACAGCAAACCAAAACACUCUAAUUCUUAUGCGGGUAGUUUUGGAGCUCACCUCUGG